This is a messenger RNA of Penaeus vannamei (Pacific white shrimp), 1939 nucleotides long. The record is from RefSeq and is a predicted model, not a curated record. NCBI's taxonomy places the organism in Eukaryota, Metazoa, Arthropoda, Malacostraca, Decapoda, Penaeidae.
UGAUUCUGCCAGUGUACGGCGAGUCCUGCAGCCAGAAUACACAAUGCUGCCUCCCUGUCAUCAAAGUGAAUAUAAAGCAAGACCUCUUGCUAGUCUCUUGCACCAGACUGCUGCCUAUUCUGGCUCUUCAAGAGUGACAAGACCUCUGAUCCCAGAUGAUGCCAAGCAGAACUUGACUGAGGUCUUCAUCAACCGCAUGCUGACAUCUGCCCAGUAUCUCAGAGCAGCCCAGGAUUACAAAUUUUGGUUGAAACGUAAAAUUCAAUUCUUCAUAAAAGAGGGGCUUGAAAAGAAAUUGCGAGAUGUAUUUGAUGACCUUCUGGGACCGAGACAUAGUGGAUCUAUGGACAAUCAAGAUCAAAAUGGAUGGAUGCCCAAGAUCAUGGACUUUGAUAAAAAGAGUCUGCUUGAAGAGUUCCUUCGAGAGAUUCUGCUUGCUGAGAACUCCUUGCAGCUACAGAGGCUCUAUUCUGAGUAUAAGGAACAGCUGGAAGGCAACCUUAUAGACACUAUUUAAUGUAGCAUACUUGGGCAUACAAUUUUGAUAUAAUACUGAUAUUUCGAGAAGUACUGUAAUCUUUAUCUCGUGACCAAUAUCUUGAAUUUAGAUGCUGUUAGUGCUUAUAUGUCUUUAGUUGAAUUUUAGCCAUGGAUUUUGUCGUCAUGAGUUGUAGAAAGAAAUGAAGGCUGACUUCUUAUGAGGCACCCCAAUAUCUUGACAAAUUUGGAAAUUGAUUUUUGUGGAUAAUUGCUAACCCAAAAUCAUUACAUAAACUUGAGGUAAUCAGAUAAAUAACUCUAUGAAGUCAAUCUUAUUAAUUCUACUCCUUUUUAAAAACAGUCCCUGCCUUUUGUAUAAAUAUUGUAUUUUAGGGUUUUGUGCAUAGUGUUCACAUGUGAUGACGAUAGUAAUAAGACUGGCGAUUAGAAAGCAGCCAUUGCUAUAUGAUAAUAUACAUAUUUAAAACUGGUGAAUAGCAUGAACUAGCAAUAAGCCAGCUUAGUUCAUGUAUUGCUCUAUUAUGCAUAUGUUUAACUAUAAAUUGAUGUUAUUCAAGACAAAGAUCACUGCCAGUGACAUCUCUUGCCUUAAACAAGUUUAUAAACUCGAUAAUACUGGCUUUCUUACAUUGAGCCAGAUAUUAUGAGGUUGGCUCUGACUACUCAACUGCCAGAAGAACUGUUUCCACUCACUGCCAGAUCAUAUAUAUAUAUAUAAGAGACCCGGUGUCUGCUACAUGGUAGAGCAUUAGUUAUCAAAUAACUGACCUCGUACCUGUAGCUCCUUACCCUCCCUGAUGCACUGCCAGUCGUAAAAAUGAACUUAAAUUAGAAAGUUGGUACAUAGGAAGUGUGGGUAUGAAUGUUUACAAUGAUGUAAGUUUACCUGUAUAAUCAUGCAAUUAAGUGUGAAAUUCAUGAAAGUUAGCAAGCAUAAAUGCUAGUGAAUGCUGUACAUAAGUAUUCAUUAUAUUAAUGACAAUCUUUUUGUGCAGCAAAAAAAAAAAAAAAAAAAAAAGUCAAGCUGUAUGAGGUUACCAUUUUAGUAAUUAAUGCAUCAGUCAUCCAUCAGUUCAUUUCACUUUCAUUUAUUUUUGCAAAUUACAAUCGAAACCAUUCCUGUUUUCAGCAUCCUGAUGUCUUUCAUACAUAAAAAUGAAUGGAGUGAUUUUUAUCCUCUUCCUUCCUUUAUUUAUUACUUUUUUAUUAUUACUUUAUUUUUUUGAUACUUCUUAAAAGGAGAGGAGAUUAUAAUAUUAAGUUUUAAACUAUACUGAACACUGCCAGCAUUAUAUGAGACAUUUGUGAUCUUUGUAUUUUCUGUAAUGCAACAUAUACAAGGCUUAGUCCUGCACAAUUACUGCCAAUGAUAAUUAAGACUGAAGGAUAGUAAAUGAACAAUUUCAAAACAACGUAUAUUACAUAUUUACAAUAUCAA